CUAGUGGCUACUGCCAUUAUAACUUUGCUUGGAUGGUCAACGUAGCAGGGCCAAAUAGAUGACGCAUUUGCAAUAAAGAGUCCGUGCAGUCCUCAGUCAAAUAUUCCCCUUUUCUCUCAAGACUAUGGGAUCGAGUGGGUGAGCAGUGAUCUCACAUGAUCUUGCGUGAUCUCACGUGAUCUCACGUGAUAGCUUUCUCAGACUAACCCUGAGAAAAUUACCCGUAGUUGUGAGGUGAUGCCAAAUUUUGCGGUCGAGCUGUUACAAAGUCUCGCCUUAAAUCCGCGCCCCGCCACGGCACUGUUCGAAUGGAAUACCAUCUUUAGACAACUACCAGGAGAGAUCACGUCACUUGGUCUUUUUCUGCCACAAAAUCUCCCGAUGGACUUGUAGGAACAGCUGAAAAAAAUAACGAGGAUAUAAGUGAACAGAGACUGACCAAUCCGACAACUAAGCGCUGAUUGGUUAAAACAUUCAAGAAAUCACAACGAGGCCAUCUUUCGUCAGGUUUUAUAUUCUUGUCCAAAAAUAGUUACCAGAUAAAGUUUAACAAAAAAGGUACGCACCUGCAUUUCAUGUGAUAUAUCUUUGGCCUUUUUUCCCUUGAAAUAUGUAUAAAUAUUACAUUGUACUCAUAUACUCAUGUACUGAUAUAAAAACGACGAUUCCUCACGGGACCAAGUCACGAGCUCUUUACAGAUUUUAAAAUUGCAGAUGUAGAAGAAGUCCUGCCUAACGGCACCUACUGUUCAGAAAGGGGAGCAGCCACAAUCCUCGUCACGGCACCCCACCCCACCCCAUCCGAAGCCAAGCCAAAAUCCCCACUGAUUAAUCUUGAUUAAUUAUGAGCAAAAUUUGUGAUUUUGAAACAUCUGACAUGCAAUGAUGCUGUAAAGAGUCUUUCUCUCCGCGGAUUCACCCUCCAUACUCAAUAGGCAAGGUAAUUCAGUAUGAAUAUUUUAUUACACGACGUCUCCCCGCACCUUGCGUGACACGCGUGACAACAAACCCCUCUAAAUGCCUCCGCAAUGAAGAGAAAAACAUCGUGUCACGGUAUGACCAUUAUGCAAGCUAUAUAGCGCGCUUUACCUCACAUAAAUUUCCAGGAAGUCGGUGUCACAGUCAGACAUUUCUCCUGAGAUGUCGAAAGCAUACCAGGACAAUUGCAGCACGUUUGGCUCAAUGUCUGUCACAAACUUUGCUUCAAAGGUGCAGUGAAGAUUGUUUUUAUAAUUUCCUUUGUGAUCCUCUUGGACCGUAAUUACUUCGCCCCAGCUUAAUUUUUGGCUGCAGGUAAUAGAUCGCACUAAGUUAUUCUCGAGACAAAUGGCAAGAAAAAACAAACCCGUCCUCAAAAGCAUGUUCGGAUUUCCCGCGCGCCGAAAAAAAAAUCGCGUUUUUUCGUCCCCGAAUUAGCUCGAAUUGGAAGAGAAGAGUCUGGUAGCUAAAGAGCUGAAGACGACCCAUCCAAUAUGUCGGACUGUUCCACAGAAGAGGUGAUUUCCAAAGUUUCUGCUAUUUUGUCCCCAGUUGGAUUGGAAUCGCACCCUUUCAAGAUUGGUUGGUACAAUGAUCAACUGGUCCACAAAGCAUUUGACCUACCCCACCCAUAUGACACUCUUGCUCUUGUCAUCAUAAGCACUCCCCUGAUGUUUGACAAUGGAUUCAAGCCAUUUAUCAAAGAGAUAUCUUGUAUUGGUGGCCGGGAUCCGCUUGAUGAAUUCAUGGCCCAUAUCUUUGCAAAAGUCAAGGCAGAAUUUCCUCGGCAUGAGAUAGAAGCUAUCCACGACUUUGAGAUGCACCCCUCCAGAAGACCCAAAGUGUUAGUCCAGACAGCGGCUCAUGUGGCUGGUGCCGCCUAUUAUUACCAACGCAGCAGUGUUUCUAAUGAUCCUUGGGACCAAAAAACAAAGAUCUGUGGAGUCAGCGUGCAUGCCAGGUAUGGCGGCUGGUUUGCAAUCAGGGGUGUGGUCAUUUUCAAGGACAUCUUGGUGCCCGACUUGCUGAAAAAAGAACCAGUGGAUGUUGUACAAGGGGAUGAAAAGCGAAUUGAGCUUCUGGAAAAGUUCAAUUUCCACUGGAAAGAUUGGUCGUUUAGGGAUAUUGUUCCAACGGAUUUAAAGUAUUCUGAAGAACAGAAGAAGUACUUUGCGACAUUACCAGCUGAUCGCAAGGAACUUCUUGAUUCUUACCGGAACAAAGUUGGUGAUCCAGUGUAAUGAUCAACUUUUUACAUCAAAUUUUCAAUUUUAGAAAAAAUCUGAAUCCUAAAAAUCUGUGGUGCCUGAUUUUUUUAAAAGGCAAAUUUAUGACACACUGACCAAGGUAUAUUUUAUCUAUAGAUAUGUAAUCUUAAAGAUGACAAGUUAUUUUGUGUUGUGUAUGCAGAUUGGCAUAUUAAAGAGCAAAGUAUUACAACAUAAGCCUGUUCAAGCAUGUAACAGGAUGUGAAAAGCCAGGCAAUAGCUAAUAGCUUGACAUAAUUAUUUGAAUAACACUUCAAAAUGAUGGAUUAUAGAUUGCAUGUAUAUAUUUUACAGUUUGAAACCUUAGAAUUGAAAGUAAGAGUAUUAUUAUGUCACGAAUGUGUUUUCUAAGCAUCCUAACAAGUUUCUUUGUAACUGAACACUAUUAAAGAGUCAGAGUAAAUUUA
This is a messenger RNA of Orbicella faveolata, 2653 nucleotides long. RefSeq names its product cyanocobalamin reductase / alkylcobalamin dealkylase-like. Lineage: Eukaryota; Metazoa; Cnidaria; Anthozoa; Scleractinia; Merulinidae. Gene Ontology annotation, biological process: cobalamin metabolic process. The record is from RefSeq and is a predicted model, not a curated record. Gene Ontology annotation, cellular component: cytoplasm. Gene Ontology annotation, molecular function: cyanocobalamin reductase (cyanide-eliminating) (NADP+) activity; demethylase activity; FAD binding.